CUCUCUCUAAAAUCGCUUGCGUCUUUAUUCUCUAAAAUUGCUUCUCUCUCUCUCUCUACUAAACUGCUUAUCUCUCUCUCUACAAUCAUGGUGCACACAUUCCCGUAAGCACAUUGAAGAUUCUGAUUCGUGCUCUCGCAUGUCCUCUCUCUCUCUCUCUCUCUCCUCAAAGUUUUCAUUUGAUAAAUCUCUAUUUAUAAGGAAACUAGCAGCGAAAAUCGAGCUCUGUAUCAGAUUUUAAUGGGCAAUGGUCCGGCCCUUUGAUAGCAACAUACUUCUCACAAAUACUAAAACCCUUAGAAUCGAUUCAUUGAGAGAGGACCGAGUGGACAUUGCUUCUUGCGAGUCGUCUUCCUUACUGGCCGAUUCCAUGGCUGGUCUUGAAGAGAGUCCAAAAAAGCCCAUUGGCGAUGAAUUUGACCUCAAAGUUCAAGAAGAGACGGCUCACCAGAUCAGCCAUGAUCCUUGGUAUCAAGUUGCGUUUGUUCUUACAACUGGGGUUAACAGUGCAUACGUUUUGGGAUAUUCUGGCACAAUUAUGGUUUAUUUAGGUUGGUUUGCUGGCACAAUUGGGUUAAUUGCCGCCGCUGCCAUAUCGCUAUAUGCCAAUUCUCUUCUUGCCAAGCUUCAUGAAGUUGGGGGAAAAAGGCACAUUAGAUAUAGGGACCUCGCAGGCCAUAUUUAUGGUAGGAAGAUGUAUUCUCUUACAUGGGCCUUGCAAUAUGUAAACCUCUUUAUGAUUAACACUGGAUACAUCAUAUUGGCUGGGCAAGCUUUGAAGGCGAUAUAUGUUUUAUUCAGGGAUGAUCAUGCUUUAAAGCUUCCAUACUGUAUUAUAAUUGCUGGAGUUGUAUGUGCUAUGUUUGCCUUUGCAACUCCUCAUUUAUCUGCUUUGCGGGUGUGGCUUGGAUUUUCAACAUUCUUCGGCCUUGUAUACAUUGUAAUAGGUUUUGUGUUGUCUCUUAAAGAUGGAAUAAGGAGCCCUUCAAGGGAUUACAGCAUUCCAGGAACUUCAACAAGCAAAGUAUUCACCUCCAUUGGUGCCACAGCGAGUCUUGUUUUUGCUUACAAUACAGGGAUGCUACCUGAGAUACAGGCAACUGUGAAGCCACCAGUUGUAAAGAAUAUGCAGAAAGCCCUCGCCUUUCAGUUCACAGCUGGUGUGCUCCCACUAUAUGCAGUUACAUUUGUUGGGUAUUGGGCGUAUGGAUCCUCAACUUCAUCCUAUCUCCUUAACAGCGUGACUGGCCCUGUUUGGGUGAAAAUGGUGGCAAAUGUGGCCGCUUUCUUGCAAACAGUCAUUGCUUUGCAUAUAUUUGCAAGCCCAAUGUACGAGUACUUGGAUACAACAUAUGGUAUGUCUAGACAGGGAAAGACAUACUCUAUGCAAAGCAUCUUAUUCCGGGUUGUAGUGAGAGGUGGCUAUCUCACUGUAAGCGCCUUUGUCGCUGCUCUCCUACCGUUUCUUGGCGAUUUUAUGAGCCUGACAGGUGCACUAAGCACCUUCCCUCUAACCUUUGUGCUCGCCAACCACAUGUAUUUGAUGGUGAAGAGGGAGAAACUCAGUUCUCUGCAAAAGGCAUGGCAUUGGCUUAAUGUGUGUGGGUUCAGUUUGUUGGCUGCAGCUGCGGCCGUUGCCGCAGUGAGGCUCAUUGUUGUGGACUCGAGAACGUAUCAUGUAUUUGCUGAUAUCUGAGCCAUGUAUAUUAGGUCUUUUUCAUUUCUUAUGAUACUAUUAAGUUUUUCCAUAAAUUAAAGCGAUUUGUUGGCAUUUAGUUG
Messenger RNA from Amborella trichopoda, 1779 nucleotides. RefSeq names its product putative proline transporter 2. The record is from RefSeq and is a predicted model, not a curated record. NCBI's taxonomy places the organism in Eukaryota, Viridiplantae, Streptophyta, Magnoliopsida, Amborellales, Amborellaceae.